Plasmodium fragile is the source of this 6246-nucleotide messenger RNA. RefSeq lists its product as uncharacterized. The record is from RefSeq and is a predicted model, not a curated record. Bases 1 to 6246 code for a protein of 2081 amino acids. The transcript has a single exon. Gene Ontology annotation, cellular component: intracellular anatomical structure; nucleus. Gene Ontology annotation, molecular function: ATP binding; RNA binding. Lineage: Eukaryota; Apicomplexa; Aconoidasida; Haemosporida; Plasmodiidae.
AUGAACGGCGAGGAGGAAACGCAUCCAACUAAACGGUUGGAAGAAAGUAACCAAGAGGAGGGGUACCACCAUCAUCCGAUGCGAAGACCCAAUGAAACCCAUUUUAGCACAUCUGACAGAGGGGGCCCUCCAAGAGUGCCCUGUGAAAGUACCACAGCACCCCUCCGGACAUAUUACCACCAGGAAAAUGACCAAGUGUACUUGGGCCAACAUAAUUUGCUUCCUAAAUGGGGCAAUUAUCACCAGGACUCUUUUGCAAAUGAACAGUCGUGGGAUAAGCACACCAUUGAAGAGACCCAAAAUGAGCAUCUCAUGGGGGGACGCAUAUCGAGUAAUAAUGGCAUAGGAGAAUUACCGUAUGGAGAUGCGCAAAAUGGAGCCAUUUUUAACAACUUUGUGAAGGUCCCUUUGAACGUGGACCAAGUCGGAAUGAACAGAGUACUUCCGCAUGGUGCGAGCAGCAUGCACAUGAGUACUUGGAUGUAUCACCCUAGUCAGAGUAACCAACAUGUGGUUCGGGCGGACCAUCACACAUAUGCAGGCAUGGGUGCUGCGUCUGUGGCUUCUUCCUCCGGUGCUAACUCAUCUGGAGGCUUCCCCACGGCGUAUGACCCGAGAGCGGUUGCUAGUGCACACUCGUCCGUGGGCUUCCACCAGGGAGUGGCUUCCCAACAAGCGUAUGCCGUGCAGCAAAGGUAUGCCACCCACAAAGGGUACAACCCCCCUGGUGCUGACAACCAAAACGGUGCUCGAGAUAGCUACUGUGCAGUGCUAGGGAAUAAUCCCUAUGCAGCGGAACCGUUCACAAAUUAUAAUGACCGACGUAGAGGCAGCUUUGGCCAGUACGGAGAUAACAGUGCGGGGGAGUACCCCAUGCGGGAGGGAGUGAACAGGCAGAGGUACCAAGCCAGUGGAAGUGGUGUGCUGGGCCCUAGUGGGGAAUUGCAUUAUAGGACCCGCGUUGAUGAAAGUGAUGCCCCUUAUGCGGCGAGUAUGUACCAGGGGGGCGAACGCGAGUGGGCGGAGGAUGUAUUGCAGAGGAGGGGUGGCAACUCCAAAGGAGGAAAUCGCUUCGUUGGUAAUCGUUCCGUUGGUAAUCGUUCCGUUGGUAACCGCUCCGGUCAUAAUCGCCCCGUUGGCAAUCGCGCCUCUGUUGCUCGAUACGCUGCUAACCGCUCCACUGCUAACCACGCCCAGAAGGCCCGCCCAGCAGGACACAUGGAGGGGAAGACACCCCCAGAAGUGGCCCACCAAGGGAGGAUCAAAACGAAAAGAGAAGAGAACAAAAUCCUGCUGACGGAGGACAGGCAAAAGAGCGCCCAAAGGAAUAUACAAAAGCUUUCCAUAUAUAACUCGAGAAAUGAAAUUUUAAAAAUGAUAGAACAGCAUGAUAUCACAUUCAUUCAAGGUGAAACAGGUUCUGGCAAAUCAACAUGUGUACCCAAGUUCCUUCUGGAAGAAAAACUGAAAGAAGGAAAAGAAAAAAUAAACAUAAUUGUAACUGAACCCAGAAGAAUCGCUUGCAUUUCCUUAUCUAGGAUACUUUCAGAGCUCAUAAACGAAAAGCUAGGUAACACAGUAGGUUACAGAAUUGCAGGGGAGGCAGUGUAUGACAGCGAAAAAACUUUAGUCACAUAUAUAACCGUUGGAUUCCUUUUUAAGCUGUUUCUUCAUCACAGAAACAUGUAUAAAAAAUUUACACACGUUAUAAUUGAUGAGAUACACGACCGGAGUAUCCUCCUAGAUAUCGUUUUGCUUUUCAUUAAGGUAUAUUUGCACAGUAAGAGGAAGGAUGAGGAGAUAUUCAAACUUAUUAUAAUGUCUGCAACCAUGCAAAGCAAUAUGUUCCAUUCGUACUUUGAGCAUGAAAGCAUCUCCGUGGGGUCCAUUUUCAUAGGCACCAAAAUUUAUAACAUUGAUACGUUUUACAUUGAGGAUAUUAUGCGCUAUGCGCGAGGAGAGGACAUCGACUCGGACGAAGACUAUACCAGUGACGCGGCUUGCGGCGGACGUAGCGCACCGUGCAGCGAUGAAGUUUGCCCCGAGUCAGGGGCAGACCUGCCGCUAAGCUAUUCCCACCCCGCUAAAUACGAAAAGGUAAUAGAAUUCAUCCUGCGCCAAAAGAACCGCACGAAGUUGCACCUGUCCAGGGGCGCAGAAGCUCUGCUACAAAGAAUAAAAAACGAAUACGACAAAAGUAUAAAUCUGUUCAAUUCAAAAAACGAAAGAAGCGACCGACACGACCGAAACGAGUCGCACAAAGACGACAUAGAUGUGGAACAAAUAAUACCAGCGAACGUCUUUUCGAAUAUCUCGGAGCUGUGUCUGGAGCUAGUGCACAACUUGUGCCUUCUCGGAGACAGCGUCCUCAUUUUCCUAUCAGGAAUGCAAGACAUAACAGACAUGUACCACCAGCUCUGUAUCAUCAUCAAUAACAACCCAAACAAACACCAAGUUAGAUUCCACAUACAUAUACUCCACAGCUGCCUCUACGACAACACGAUUCAUAAGUUACACGAGAGUUACAAGGAUAGCAUUAACAUUUUUCUCUCCUCCAAUAUCGCAGAGAGUUCAAUUACCAUCCCCAAUGUUAGAUUAGUCAUUGACUUUUGCAUACAAAAGAAUAUUGAAUACAAUGCUGACAGGAAAGCCCACAUCCUAGUGAAGAAAUGGGUUAAUAAAUCUUCCAUGGAGCAGAGAAAGGGCAGAUGUGGGAGAACAUGUCAUGGUAUAUGCAUUCGCAUGAUUAGCAAAAAUUUUUUGAAUCUCCUAAGAGAUCACAAGGUUAGCGAGGUUUACACACAUAGUCUACACUUGCUGUAUCUUUACAUUUUAAAGAGCAUGCCCGUGUUGAGUCAGCUAAUAAGGGGAAGCAACAAAGCAGGUCUCCAGGAUACUCCACCUGAUGGGUCGGCUACACGAGUUGAUACAGUACCCCCCCAAAACAAACUAAGUAUGUACGACGUGCUCAGCAUGAUCAUUGAGAAGCCCCCCAGGGAAAAGAUAAGGAGUACGAGACACGAGCUAGAAAAAAUGAAAGCGAUUAUUAAGAUCAAGGAUAAGCUAGUUAUUUCUAUUAUAGGGCAAAUUAUGAUUCGUUUUAACAUGAGUAUAAAUCUUUGCAGAUUACUUCUCUUCGGGGUUGUAAUGAAUGUAACAUUUGACACGAUCAUUGUCACAGCCAUCAUCAACACGAAUGACAUAUUUCCAUCCUUUAAUCUGUUCACCUCGAAGAGUAUAUACUCUUAUGGGGUAUCCCUAGAAACGUCCCUCAAGCAGAAGCAGUACUUUGAUGGGAAAACGUAUUCAGAACCUAUCAUGCUUAGAAACGUCUUUAUCGAAUGGCUAUGUGUAUUUUCACUCUACGUGCAAGAUUUAAAAAAUGAAAAAAAAUUUGAAAAAUCUCAUUUGAAGAGUUACUAUGUUACCACCUGCACAUUAAUGAACAAGAGAAACCACAUCAAUGCGAAGAAGCUUCUCUGUGUGGUAAGUAGCGUUAACAAUUUGUGCAAACGAUUGUUAAAAAUACUCAACAGGGGUAGCAAUGCGUAUAGAUCGGCAGUGUACCUUUUGAAUCUUCUCAGGGGGGAAGUUACUACCACAAGUUUAAGCACCCCAUCACAACAUAACGGAGAGGCGGAUGACACUUGUGAUGAACCCGUGUAUGAAACUGUAAAUUCGACGAACGUCUUCCGCAUCGUCACCAGAUAUUCAUGUUAUGACCCUUCCAACGAAAACCUUUAUUUGAAGUUCCUCUUUUCUCUUGCCUUCACCCCCUUGUUUAUUCAUGGGUCUCCACAUUUACCCAUACAAAACGACAGUGAAAAAAAGGCCAAGGGAAAGAAGCUACUCACCCUACUAAACUAUAUGACGCAACAGAAAUUAAAUGUAAAAAAUUGCAUAUACUUUAGGGGACCCUAUUACCACGAUCUUAGUGUGUUAAGGAAGGCCCUCUUCAUCAUGUGUCCCUACUUAUCCUUUGACUUGCUAAGAAAUAAGAACUUUUAUAUCAUUCAUUUUUCCGACAAGGGGGGUGUGAACAAGUACUUGAAUGAAUCGCUUCCCCACGACCAAGUCUUCUCCCCCCCUGUUGUCACAUAUGGAGACGAGACGCAGUGCGGCCAGACCAGCGGUACAGAUAAUUAUGGCGUGCUAAUUGGACCUGAACUUAGAACAGUUCUUACAAACACGAUGGACGAAAAAGUGUAUGAAGGAAUUAUGCAACAAAUAAAAAGGGAGUUACUUCACAUGUACGGAAAUGACACAGAGAAAAAUAUUUUUAUUAACUUUCAUGAAAAUAUUAUUAGAGUUGUUCAGCCUGUUCAGGCAAUAGUACCCGUGCAUAUAAACCAGAAGGACGAAAUUAACAACGCUUCCCUAUGUACUAACAUCAUUAACAUGUUUUCAAGUGGUCGUACUUGCUUUAGCAUUCCCUUGUGGAAGAAGGGCCCCUCUGCCCAUGGAGGUUCUUAUCAUCGAACCGGUGCCUCUCGAGUCAGUACCUAUUUUAACCACAACUACGAGAUGAACAAACCCAAACAUCUCUUCCUCGUCAAGUGGACCCUCCUCAACACCGAUAAUUACAAAAUCAGCAAACGGGAAAAGGCGGAAAGGGAGCUGCGCCGCGCAGAGCGGGAGGCGCAAAAGAGGGCGCAACAUACGGAACAAAUAACAAACAAAACGAAAGGCCAUGGUGUUGGUUACACCAAUUUCCAUGCCAAUCAGUACAAGGAGGAAGAUGAUGAUGAGGAGGAGGAAGCUCCUCUCGAGUGCGCCGACCAAGAUGGUGUCAACGUGGAAGAGCAAAUGGAAGAAGCCGCUUUAAGCAACCCCAACUUGAGCUCCGAUUGUUCCGACCUCAGCAACAAGAGUAAAAAAAAAAAAAUGAAAUGUAAUUUGAGUUUCAGGUCCGUCCUUGGCUUCCUCUCCCUAUGUCCAUUUGAUUAUGAUGCACAAAAAAGAAUAUACAAAAGGCAGACGCAAAACAUUUUUGCAGUGUGCUCAAGCAUCGAUUAUAGCUGCACCAAUGAAACAUACACGUGGGUCAAUUACGCCACUGUUAUUCCAAAUAAAUAUUUUCUCAGUUUUUUUCUGUCUUCUCUUCCCUACCAUGAUAAUGUUAUUCUAAACACCAGAACUAAUUUAAGAGGGGUUGACAUUUUGUCGGUAAAAAUAUUCGACUCGAAAGAGAUAACCAUUAUUGAUGUGAAGAAGAAGAGGUCCAAGGGGGGGGAGGAUGUGACGACUGCUGAGGGGGACAUUGGUGGAGUCACAUCGGACGGGACGAACCGAGGUGCUUCCCCAAGCGCAUUAUCUAUUAACAAGUACGACUUGCUACGCAUUAAUUACUUGCGGUACUGCUUGUCCUCCUUUUUGUUUUUUCUCACAUGUGUGUAUAACAACUGGGAUGAGGACGAGUACCGCAUGGAGGCCAGCCCAACAGGUCAAACGAGCACCGAGUGCGUAGCUCAGCCACGCUCGGAAGAGCCAAAACAGGCGCAGGGGAAGCGGCACACUAGCAGCACCGGUGAUGAUGAUCGUGGUGGUGAUGGUGAUGACCGUGAUGGCCUUGCUGAUGGAGAAAGCGCGCACCCAGACGUGACAGACGAGGCAAACGAGCCGGACGAGUACUUCAGCGAAGACGACGCAGUGAGCGACGUGGAGGAAAACCGAGUGCUCAGGGAAAGUACCUACAUCAGCAAAGUCAUACGUAACCUAAUUGAAGAAAAUAAUCGCGAGGACAUAAACUACGACAUGUACGAAAUGGGACGCGAUGAAGAUGGUGAUAGUCGCGAUAGCUGUGGUGAGAGCGAUGACGACGCCCUGCCCAGCCGACGGGGAAGGCGAGCACAUUUCAACCAAAGUUUACUCCAUGCAAGUGAAGACUUACUAAUCUUGAACGAAGCAUGGAAUAAAGGCAAAGGGGCACAUCUCCUAAAGACGUAUGACCACCUUUUCAAUUACGUGAGCUCACCAAAUGACCCAUCAUUAGUGAACAGUGCACCUCGGGAGAAAUCUCAAACGUGCCUAUCGUUAGUUAAGAAAUGCCACUUAAACAAUAACAUCUCACUUCAGAUUUUACAAUCUGUGAAUGCAUAUGCGAAGGACUGCACGUCUGAAGAGUUCUUAUUUUUUAAUCCCAUUAAUUUGGGGCCAAUAGAAGAUUUGAAUUACCGCCUCCGGUGUAUGUACUACGAGGAGUGCUCUUCGGAGGGGGGAGGUCUCAGCGGUGUGCAACGGAUGUAG